GUCAUUUUCAUGAAUUCAAAGGCAAUUUACCAGUGAUUUCUGGGUGCUGGGGCUGAUUUUUUGUGCAUAUUUAAGAAUGUCUUCUAAGCAAGCCACCUCUCCAUUUGCCUGUGCAACUGAUGGAGAGGAAGCCAUGACCCAGGAUUUGACCUCAAGGGAAAAGGAAGAGGGCAGUGAUCAACAUGUGGCCUCCCAUCUGCCUCUGCACCCCAUAAUGCACAACAAACCUCACUCUGAGGAGCUCCCAACACUUGUCACAACCAUUCAACAAGAUGCUGACUGGGACAGCGUUCUGUCGUCUCAGCAAAGAAUGGAAUCCGAGAAUAAUAAAUUAUGUUCCCUAUAUUCGUUCCGAAAUACCUCUACCUCACCACAUAAGCCUGACGAAGGGAGUCGGGACCGCGAGAUAAUGACCAGUGUUACUUUUGGAACCCCAGAACGGCGCAAAGGGAGCCUUGCUGAUGUCGUAGACACACUGAAGCAGAAGAAGCUGGAGGAAAUGACUCGGACUGAACAAGAGGAUUCCUCCUGCAUGGAAAAACUUCUUUCAAAAGAUUGGAAGGAAAAAAUGGAAAGGCUAAAUACCAGUGAACUUCUUGGAGAAAUUAAAGGUACCCCUGAGAGCCUGGCAGAAAAAGAACGGCAGCUCUCCACCAUGAUUACCCAGCUGAUCAGUUUACGGGAGCAGCUCCUGGCAGCGCAUGAUGAACAGAAAAAACUGGCAGCCUCACAAAUUGAGAAACAACGGCAGCAAAUGGACCUUGCUCGUCAACAGCAAGAACAGAUCGCAAGACAACAGCAGCAACUUCUGCAACAGCAGCACAAAAUUAAUGUCCUGCAGCAACAGAUCCAGGUUCAGGGUCACAUGCCUCCGCUUAUGAUCCCAAUUUUUCCACAUGACCAGCGGACCCUGGCAGCAGCUGCUGCGGCCCAACAGGGAUUCCUCUUCCCUCCUGGAAUAACAUACAAACCAGGUGAUAACUACCCUGUACAGUUCAUUCCAUCAACAAUGGCAGCUGCUGCUGCUUCUGGACUCAGCCCUUUACAGCUUCAGUUGGGUCAUGUCUCUCACCCACAAAUUAACCCAAGGCUAAAGGGCCUAAGUGACCAUUUUGGCAGGAGUUUGGACACCUUUGAACAUGGUGGUGGCCACUCUUACAACCACAAACAGGUUGAGCAGCUCUAUGCCGCUCAGCUGGCCAGCAUGCAGGUGUCACCUGGAGCAAAGAUGCCAUCAACUCCACAGCCACCAAACCCAGCAGGAGCAGUCUCACCUACUGGGAUAAAAAAUGAAAAGAGAGGGGCCAGCCCUGGAACUCAAGUUAAGGAUGAAGCAACAGCCCAGCCACUGAAUCUUUCAUCCAGACCCAAGACAGCGGAGCUUGUGAAGUCCCCAGCCUCGCCCACCCAGAGCCUCUUCCCAGCCAGCAAAACCAGCCCAGUAAACCUGCCAAACAAAAGCAGCAUCCCCAGCCCCAUUGGAGGAAGCUUGGGAAGAGGAUCCUCUUUAGAUAUCCUGUCCAGUCUCAACUCCCCUGCCCUGUUUGGAGAUCAGGAUACAGUGAUGAAAGCCAUUCAGGAAGCUCGAAAGAUGCGAGAACAAAUCCAGCGGGAGCAGCAGCAACAGCAGCCACAUGGUGUUGAUGGGAAACUGUCCUCCAUGAAUAAUAUGGGGCUGAACAACUGCAGGAAUGAGAAGGAAAGAACACGCUUUGAGAAUCUGGGGCCCCAGCUAACAGGAAAGUCAAGUGAAGACGGGAAGCUGGGCCCAGGUGUCAUCGAUCUUACUCGACCAGAAGAUGCAGAUGGAGGCGCCACUGUGGCUGAAGCACGAGUCUACAGGGAUGCCCGCGGCCGGGCCAGCAGUGAGCCACACAUCAAGCGACCAAUGAAUGCAUUCAUGGUUUGGGCAAAGGAUGAGAGGAGGAAAAUCCUUCAGGCCUUCCCUGACAUGCAUAACUCCAACAUUAGCAAAAUACUAGGGUCUCGCUGGAAAUCCAUGUCCAACCAAGAGAAGCAACCUUAUUAUGAGGAGCAGGCCCGACUAAGCAAGAUUCACUUAGAGAAGUACCCAAACUAUAAAUACAAGCCCCGACCGAAACGCACCUGCAUUGUUGAUGGCAAAAAGCUCCGCAUCGGGGAAUAUAAGCAAUUGAUGAGGUCUCGGAGACAGGAAAUGAGGCAGUUCUUUACUGUGGGGCAACAGCCUCAGAUCCCAAUCACCACAGGAACAGGUGUUGUGUAUCCUGGUGCUAUCACUAUGGCAACUACCACACCAUCACCUCAGAUGACAUCUGACUGCUCUAGCACCUCCGCCAGCCCAGAGCCCAGCCUCCCAGUUAUCCAGAGCACUUAUGGUAUGAAGACAGACGGCGGAAGCCUAGCUGGAAAUGAAAUGAUUAAUGGAGAAGAUGAAAUGGAAAUAUAUGACGACUAUGAAGAUGAUCCCAAAUCAGACUAUAGCAGUGAAAAUGAAGCCCCGGAGUCUGUCAGUGCCAACUGAGGAGUGUUUGUUUGCUGAAUUAAAAUACUCUGACAUUUCAUCCUCCCUCCCCCAACAAAAGUUCUUAAAGAGCCCGCAUGCAUUUGUGGCUCCACAAUUACAUCAGCAGAAUGGUCUUAAUUGUUUCGUAACGUGUGAGACAGAUUAAGUUUUCCCCGAUUUUUCAUGAACUUGAGGUUUUUGUUGUUGUUGUUGUUUUUUUUUUGUCUUUAUUGUUGUUGUUAUAUUUUUUUUAAUUUAGGUGAAGACAUAUUAAAUAUGAGACACCAGGACUUGAAAACUUAUCUCAACCCAUAGCUGUCUUACAAGUCUUAUAUUUUUGUCUUACUUUAUUAUUAUUAUUUUUUUUCUUUUGGAUGUUGAUAAAGGUUUAAGUUACUAUUUUAGAUGGGGUUAAACAUUCUCACUCAGGUAUGCUGUGCCGGCCUACAGGUUGUGAAUGUGUUUUUAUUCUGAAUUAUUUUAGAAAACAACUGAGGAUUUCAUGUGUUGUGAAACCGAACAAGUCCACGCCGUGUGCAGCUGCGUGUAGAGCAUAUUCAGAAGGCCUCGGAAUUCCAUGUUUCCUUCCAUAUGUAGAGUUCAACUUUGAAUGUGCCAAACUUUUUCAUAACUUUUGAAUCUUAAUCUUUUGAAAGUCUUAAAGGAGACACUGCAAAGUCUUAGACAAUCUUUGGCAUCUUAAAAUAAAACAGCAAACCACACCCUUUUUUUUUUUUGCCCAGAAAAUGGUAAAGUACUCAGGAAUCUGGAGAUAAGAUAUUGUUAAGGAAUGAACAAGGUUGCCACAGUGCAUGUAUCCAAUUGUGUUUGCCUUUUGACGUGCCAUCAAGUGUAUUAUGUGCUAUGAUGUAUGCACACCAGACUGAUCACCACACCAGAUCCCGACAUGGUGGUCUUCUACGCCUGAAACCACCUUUCACUACAUCCAUUAUCCCUUUGCCUUUAACCCUGACAUUCAGUCUUAAACACAUUUUCUCUUAAAUAAUUUAUUCAUUCCAGAAUGUCAAGGGUCCACUUACUAUUUAUUUUAAAAAAUAUAUAUAUUGUUGGUGGCAUUAAUUUAACAAUUCUUGUUUUUCACCUUCCUUCCCAGAAGAACUUUUCAGCCCCUUGUACCUCCUUCUCUUGCUAGAUACAAAAGAUGUACAUAGUAAUUUUAUGUCCCCAGAGCAUCUGGCAGCAUUUCUGAAAUCAGAUACUAUUAAAUACCUGUAUUGUUGUUUCUAAACACAAUUGUCUCUAUCUGGCUACAGGGUUGGGGAUUUGGAUAUAGGUGUAGAACCUUACUCCUAAAUAGGUAUAUCAUCCCUCAAAUUCGCUUUGACCUCGAAUCUUUGGCCAGAAUUUCCCCCUCAUUCAGUUCAGCACAUGUGCUGGGACAGCAACUGUGGCAUUUCCCCAAUUCCGUUCAGCUGAAAGGAUCAACGGAGGUGACCACCAGGCAGAGGAGUCCCGCAGCCAAACCUGAAGCCCAAGGCUUGCAGGCAGGUCACAGGCGACCACCGUGAGGCUGUCAAGAGUUGCCUCACCCAGCUGCCAGGACUAGGGAGUUCUUUGAAAAACCCUAGUAUACAGGUAGCCUUUAAGGAAAGACAGAGGCAAACAGUCCUGAGAAUGAAAGAAAACCCUAGGGAAGGAGAAGGGGGGGGGGGCAGGUACAUUUUCUAUGUGGGAUGUUCCUACUGUUAACUCUGGGGAGCAGGUAAUUCCCUGGGACAGCAGGAGAACACCCCUGGCCAACUCCCUGCAUCCGUGGCCACACGGGGAGCAUGUCUAGUAUGAACCAGGCUAACUACAUCCUUCACACAGCAUUUCCCGAGACAUGUGCUGAUAGGAGUCAAAGGCAGUGAGCUUGGACUCCCCAUCUCCUAACUACAGGGAGCUCUACCAUACAUACCAUUUUGACUUUCCUAAACCCAGAACUGAUUGCCCAUGGGAGACCUCACCAGAGUACUUCAGUGGGAGAACGUCAGUAAAUUGGAAAGUUCGCCUCAUGGGACAACCCAAAUUCUGACCACCAGGUCAUAGGAACAGCCCCGUCAGAUUUCUUGAGCCAUUUUGCCACUUGGAAAAAAAUAGGGUACCUGCAUAUUUCAUUACAAGAGUGCUCAAGGCCAUACCUAAUAGCAAUAAAUAGGUCUAGCCAAGGUAUCGAAGCUAUCCCAUUAGCUGGGAGUGCUCUCGAUAAGCUGAUUAAAGGUACUAAUAGAAAUGUUUUGUUCUUAAUAUUGGUUGGGGAUUGGAACUUUGUUUUUGUACAUUUAUUUCAAAUGAGGAGGAGGUCAUUUUUUCUCAAAACAAAAAAAUGAGUAUUUAUUAUUGUCUUACUGACUUCUUGGAUUAUAUACCUCUCCUCAGUUCAUUUUCACAUUUUCUCUUUGGCUUUUGCUCUCUCUCUUUUAAAAUAUUUUUUUAUUUUGUUGCUUAGGUAGAGUGCUGUCUGGCUAGCAUUGUAUUGUAUGUAAUUAAUUUUGCACAAAGGCAAACAUUUAGCAUAGUAGGUUAAUUUUGUUUGUUUUUAUGACCAUGCCAAAAUAAUAUUCUGGGCUGGUGGAGAACAAAGGACUGUUCUUUAGGACUGAAACUUGAUUUUGCUUGUAGUAAAAAAAGGAAAAAAAAAAAAAAACAAAAAACGAAAAAAAAAAACACACACACUCACAGAUGUUGUUUCGUAAGUGUUAUAAGCACUGGAUAUAAAUGGUAUUUUUUAUCACUUCUGACUAAUGUGAAACUGUUGUACGAAAACUACACGAACAAAAGUCAUCUGUUUCGACUCGUGUGGGCUUGCCUCACAGUUGCCGGAUUUGAGUCAUUUUUAUGUCCUGUUAUUUCAUUUAUUUAUGCAAAAUACAUGUGUGUAUGAACACUUUGUUUUAGCUCCAGCUCUGCCUCAGUACUGGGGUUCAGUUACUUUGAGCCAUGUUCUCAAAGAUGAAAGGCUAUUCAGGAAUGAUCUGAUUGUAAACGUCUCUUUCAUUGGGUCAAACAGUAAUGCUGUAUUUGAAUCAAAAAUCUGUGCAUAAGCAAUUUAUUCUAUUUAUUAGCCAACUUUGGCUCUAAAUAUCCGUGGAAAUUGAGAAUGACAAUCAUAGGGAUCACUUCAUUUUUAUUUUAAGUGGAGCUUAAAACAAAGGUGUUUUUUUUUUUUUUAUAUGACUUCACCAUCUCAUUUUAGACUUUUCUAAUUGUGUAAAUAUAACAUAGUAAUAGAAUUUUAUUUUUGUUUCAUGAAUACAUAGUGAGGUUUAAGUUAUGUAUUUCCUUUUUUAUUCUCUAGCCAUAUGUGCUGGUCCAGACAAUAUGUUGACAGGUCACUGUGCCUUAUGGGGACAGUGACUUAUCAGCCAGAAAACAAGGGUGGUGUUGGACAUAAAGCUGGGACAGGACACUUUACUGGGUUCUCACAUAGACUAGAGCCCACUGUCCAAAGACUCAGGCUCUGCUUUCUUCUUCUUCUAGAAAGUUGAUGAAUUGAACAUUGCAAAUGUCUAGUCUGGCUGGGAGAGAGUCAAUUUACUUUGCAAGUCCACCUCAAGCUUAUAAAAUAGUUCUGUGACCAUUUAUCAACCAGAAGCAAGGAUGCUAUUAAAGGCAAACCCCCUCCUCUGACAUUGGCCAUCCACAAAAGCCCCACCAUGCCAUUUUCCAUUAAAGAAUGUGAAUCAACUGUUUCAGACCUUAUCAUUUCAUAGUAUCUUCUAAUCAGAAAGAGCAACGAUUCCCACUUUGUUAAAGAUCUCAGAGGUUUAGGAUUUUCCUUCUCAAUUAGAAUAGGGUCACUAGCAGACAAUCCUCUCCUACAAAAUGGACCAUACAGAAUAGAAAGGACGGACGGAAGAGGAAAAAUAAGGAGAGAGAAAAACAAAGGAAGUCAAUCUUUGGACUUCAGCAACCAGCCAGGCAAUCUCUCGACUUCAUGGGCAGGCUUGGUGCAGUAUCUUUUCCAGAAAGCUAACAAACUUGAGUUGUCUUCAUGGACUUCCAGCUGAACCUUUGAGGAGCACAUCAGGUGGCUUCCUUUGGUAUUUGACACUCUUCAGUCUUGCCCACAGGCCUGAUUUGGUUUGCCAGCCUCCUGACAUAGACUCCCAGGCCAAAUUCUAAAUUCAGGUGUUGGGUCACAGAGCUAUUGAGCUUGGCAAUUUCUGGCCUCCCUUGAACAUUAGCCCCACGGGAGCCUGGGGUGUUUGAAAAAGGUGUGAUCCUUCUCCAGCUGAAAUUACAGGCUGCUUUCUUUCCUUAAGAGGCCAGGCUGCUUGCUCCCGAGAGUCCAGAGCCCAGGCACUAGCUGUAAGUCGGGACUGUUUCGAGGAAGUCUGCCCGCCCCAGGUAGAAAGCAGACUGGUCACUUGGACAUUAGAGCUGAGGCGGCUGCUGCUCUCCCUCGCUUUACUCAGUUUGCAAAGAGAAGAUCUCUACCUACUCAUGGGGAAAGGAAGAAUCAUUUAGGAGUUUCAAACCAUAUGCGAAGUCCUAUGCCCAGUGCUAACAACUGCAAAGAAAGGCACUGAGAGGAAUGUAUUGAAAUCAUUACUGGGUCUUCCUUUUCCAACAAGAAAAAUGACAAACAUGGUUGCUGUACCCUUUCUUGAUUUUGUACACGUUUGUCUAAUGACUGAGUUGGCACUUAAGCUCGCUUCUCAAAAUAUAAUAAUGUAUGACCUCAUUUGACCUUUUAUAAAAGCACUUGCAUCCUUAAGUCAUCUGCCCAUGACAUGGUUUUCUUCCUUAAUAAUAAACAACUUUAAUCUGUUAUUCCUGCCAAUAAUGUUCUAUGAUACCAUGUACUCUUAAUAUGGCCCUGUGCUAAUAUCACUGAAAAUGUCGAUAUGCAAACACAUUUCCUUUUUAUCUCCAUCUCAUCUUCUCCUUUGGGGACAGACUGCUUUCCAAAAACUCAAGAACAAGUAUUCAGAAUGCUGGUCCUUUGGGGUAGGGUGGGCGUGGAGAGGGCAGGAAGGUGACGCUCAAUGCGGAUAUCUUCAAAUUGGCAUGCGUGGCAAAAUAUGAAAGUUUGAAGGCAACUCAGUGUGACACAUCUUGCUUAGUAAUUUCCUGUUCCUGACGAAUCACAAGCAUAAAAUGAGGCCUCGAUGCUAGUGCUCUUGGAGUAUGGGGAAUGUGCAAAUAUUUAACUGUUUUGUAUGCUGCACACUGCAGACCUGUUCACGUGCAUUCUCCGUUUGUCCUCCUUUGUCAUAUAUGUUUUUACUUUUUUUUUUUUUUUUUGAAAGUGCAGUCUUUCUUGUACCCUUCUCCAGCUUGUAGCAAAUUAGAAUGCUUAGCAUUUAUGUUCAUUCAUUAUUGUAUUUGCCAUGUAAAAUUUUUAUUACCUUAGACAAGCUUAUAAGCUGUUACUACAUAACUUAUCUUCCUGUAACUCUUUUAUUUCCUGACAUUGUAAUUUGUUUGUGAUGUAUAUUGUGAGAUUGUAUUCUAUGUUAAUUUAAUCAGCACAAUUCACUGACAUGCUGGACUGACAUGCUGGCUGCUGUUUCCAAUUGUAAAGUUUGUGUAGGGCUGUUGGGACAACUGCAACUCUGUUGUCAAGGUACUGUGCUUUGGUUCCCAUAGCAACACUGUGGGUGUGGCCCCUUGAAAUGCCAAGGGCAUUUAACACACCCUCCAGCAAAAUUUAACUGCAGAUUUUCUUUGUAGAAAUUCUAUGUAUAAAGCAGGUACCUACUUGGCCCAUGGCUGGUAACUAUUUGGGCAAUUAGAAAACAAAACAAAACAAAAAACAUAAAACUAGUGUCUAUUGCUGCUUUGAAUAUGUUUGAAAGUCUGAAAAUGUAAAUAGUUUAUCAAAAAAACAAAAACAAAAACAAAAAAACAAACCUUGUACAGUCCAGUGUAAAGUUUUUAAAUGACUUUAAGGGUUGCCAUCACAUCUUUCUCAAACUCUUCUCUUGAUAAUGAGGGGAAAAAAAAAAAAAAAAAGUUUGCUAAGGAUUAAAGAAAAUGGAAGCAAAAUGAAUCUCUUCAAAUUUAGAGGAAUGAAUCAUUGUUCUGAGUUUUGUUGCAUACACAACCUUCUUGGAUUUUGUUGUGCAGUACUGAUGUAACAUAAAAUUCAACAUUGAGUAAUCCUUCAGUGGUACUUUCCAAAGUCUUACCCCUCCUCUGCCUCAUAAUUAAGGGAAAAGACAAACUGAAAGACACACUAGCUAUCCCGGUAUAUGUUGGCACCUUAGCUACUUUUUUUUUUUCCCCUUUUUGCACAAGGUGCUUUCCUGAUAUGUUCAACAUGCCAUCUUUGGGUGAUAAUGUAUAUGCCAUGAUGGGGCUUAGGUCCCUCAGGGGAGUGUCUAUAAGAACUGCCUAUUUAUGCUCAUUUACCUCAAGACUGUCCUCUCUACCCUUAAUCUAGUCGUCAUCACUCCAUCUUUUGUACUGCUGUUGACACUUACAAAUUAAAGAUAAAUUUUGUUUUAUGA
Molecule: messenger RNA, 8943 nt
Organism: Chrysochloris asiatica (Cape golden mole)
Lineage: Eukaryota; Metazoa; Chordata; Mammalia; Afrosoricida; Chrysochloridae
Gene: SOX6
Product: SRY (sex determining region Y)-box 6
Exons: 16
Coding region: 77-2503 (808 amino acids)
Biological process (GO): regulation of transcription by RNA polymerase II; central nervous system development; cell fate commitment
Cellular component (GO): nucleus
Molecular function (GO): RNA polymerase II cis-regulatory region sequence-specific DNA binding; DNA-binding transcription factor activity, RNA polymerase II-specific
Source: RefSeq, a predicted model, not a curated record